Messenger RNA from Nicotiana attenuata, 594 nucleotides. RefSeq lists its product as uncharacterized. The record is from RefSeq and is a predicted model, not a curated record. The coding region runs from base 1 to 594 and encodes 197 amino acids. The transcript has a single exon. NCBI's taxonomy places the organism in Eukaryota, Viridiplantae, Streptophyta, Magnoliopsida, Solanales, Solanaceae.
AUGGGAUCAGUUUAUUCCGUAGCAGAGUUCUCCUACAAUAACUACUACCAAUCGGGUAUCCAAAAGGCUCUUUAUAAGGCCUUAUAUGGGAGGCAAUGUCGUUCUCUAGUUGGGUUGUUUGAGCCUGGGGAGGCUAGGUUGUUGGGCACUAAUUUGUUCCAUGAUGCUUUGGAGAAGGUGAAGUUUAUUCCAGAGCAAAUUCACACAGCACAGUCCAGGCAGAUGUUUUAUGCUAACAAGAAGGCUCGUGAUGUUGCAUAUAUGGUGGCUGAGAAGGUACUACUUAGAGUUUCGCCGAUGAUGGGUUUGUUGAGGUUCGAAAGGAAGGGAAAGUUGAGUCGUAGGUAUAUUUGUCCUUUUGAGGUACUUGAGAGAGUUGGAGAGGUGGCCUAUGAACUUGCCUUACCACCUAGUCUAUUGGGAGUUCACCUAGUGUUUCAUGUUGCUAUGCUCCGAAAGUAUCAUGGGGAUCCGUCACAUGUUUUGGACUUCAGAACGGUGCAAUUAGAGGUCACCCAUUCGAGGAAGCUACUUGGAAAAACAAGAAAGAGAUGUAGACUAGAUAUCCUAACCUUUUUGAGACUCCGGGUAUGA